This is a messenger RNA of Aureobasidium subglaciale EXF-2481, 5409 nucleotides long. RefSeq lists its product as uncharacterized. NCBI's taxonomy places the organism in Eukaryota, Fungi, Ascomycota, Dothideomycetes, Dothideales, Saccotheciaceae. The record is from RefSeq and is a predicted model, not a curated record. Gene Ontology annotation, biological process: L-glutamine metabolic process; L-citrulline biosynthetic process; UTP biosynthetic process. Gene Ontology annotation, cellular component: cytosol; cytoplasm. Gene Ontology annotation, molecular function: ATP binding; amino acid binding; dihydroorotase activity. The coding region runs from base 1 to 5409 and encodes 1802 amino acids. The transcript has 4 exons.
AUGGCUGGCCACACUGGAGAUAAACUUAUCGCUCUUGAGGCAAGAGAAGGCACGGAAUGUGUCCGUCUCGCCGAGGGCAAAUCCUUUGGUGCUGAGAAGAGUGUAGCUGGCGAGCUGGUCUUCUCGACUGGCAUGGUCGGUUACGAGGAGUCCAUCACCGACCCCUCAUACAAAGGCCAGAUCCUGGUCCUCACAUACCCUCUCGUCGGCAACUACGGUGUGCCUGACAGAAACGAAUUGGAUCCUCUCUUGAAGGACCUCCCUGCCCACUUCGAGGCCUCCCAGAUUCACGUCGCUGGUUUGAUCGUUGCUUCGUACUGCGGCGAAGACUACUCGCAUUACCUGGCCACCUCUUCAUUGGGCAAAUGGCUGAAGGAGCAAGGUGUGCCCGCCCUCUGCGGCGUCGACACCCGCGCCCUCACCAAGAUCAUUCGCGAGAAGGGUAGCAUGCUCGGCCGCAUGAGACUGCAAAAGUCUGGCUCGCACGCCGCUGCCCCCAUCACCAACGGUAUCACUCUAAGCAACGGCGAGUCUGAGGAGAAGCCCGAGUUCGAGGAGGUCGAGUGGUCCAACCCUAAUAGCGAGAACUUGGUCGCAGUUGUUUCGAUCAAGGAACCCAAAAUCUACUCUCCCGACCCAUCGAACGCCUUGAAGCACCCCUCAGGCAGACCUAUCCGUAUUGUCUGCGUCGACGUUGGUCUCAAGUACAACCAGCUUAGAUGCCUCGUCAAGCGUGGUGUCGAGGUUCAGGUCGUCCCUUGGGACUACGACUUCCCUUCAUUGGCCGGCAAGGAAUACGAUGGUCUUUUCAUCUCCAACGGUCCCGGUGACCCAGCAUUGAUGGAGAAGACUGUCAAGAACAUCCAAGCCAACAUCCGUGAGGCCAGAGUUCCCAUCUUCGGUAUCUGUUUGGGACACCAGCUUCUCGCUCGCGCUUCGGGCGCCGAGACUGUCAAGAUGAAGUACGGUAACAGAGGCCACAACAUUCCCUGCACCAACUUGAUCUCCGGAAAGUGCUAUAUCACAUCACAAAACCACGGUUACGCGGUCGACUCGCGCACCCUCACUCAAGACUGGUCAGAACUGUUUGUCAAUGCCAACGAUGGCUCCAACGAGGGCAUCAGACACGUUAGCAGACCUUACUUCAGUGUCCAAUUCCACCCCGAGAGUGCUCCUGGUCCCCAGGACACCGAAUUCCUCUUCGAUGUUUUCCUGGAUGCCGUUCAGAAGACCAUUGAGGACCCCAGCAUAAUGCACCAGUCUAUCAAGUUCCCCGGCGGUGAUCUUGCUGAGAACCAGAAGGCUAACCCCAGAGUGACCGUCAAGAAGGUUCUUGUUCUUGGUAGUGGUGGUCUCUCCAUCGGCCAGGCUGGUGAAUUUGAUUACUCUGGUUCCCAGGCUAUCAAGGCCCUUAAGGAGGAGGGUAUCUACACCAUCUUGAUCAACCCCAACAUCGCCACCAUCCAGACUUCCAAGGGUCUGGCCGAUAAGGUCUACUUCCUUCCUGUCAACGCCGACUUCGUCCGCAAGGUCAUCAAGCAGGAGAAGCCUGACGGCAUCUACUGUACUUUCGGUGGUCAGACUGCUCUGUCCGUUGGUAUUCAACUGAAGGACGAGUUCGAGAGUCUCGGUGUCAAGGUUCUUGGUACCCAGAUCGACACCGUCAUCACCACUGAGGACCGUGAGCUCUUCGCUCGUGCCAUGGAGUCUAUUGGCGAGAAGUGCGCCAUGUCCGCUUCCGCCAACAACAUGGAGGAGGCUGUUGCCGCCGGAAAGCAAAUCGGCUUCCCUCUGAUCAUCCGUGCUGCCUAUGCUCUUGGUGGUCUGGGCAGUGGUUUCGCCGACAAUGAGAAAGAGUUGAUCGAUCUCUGCAACAAGGCUUUCGCUGCCAGUCCCCAGGUUCUCAUCGAGCGCAGCAUGAAGGGCUGGAAGGAAAUUGAGUACGAAGUCGUCCGUGAUUGCCAGGACAACUGCAUCACUGUCUGUAACAUGGAGAACUUCGAUCCUCUGGGUAUCCACACCGGUGACUCUAUUGUCGUUGCCCCUUCGCAGACUCUGUCCGAUAAGGACUUCAUGAUGCUCAGACGCACAGCCGUCAACGUCAUUCGUCAUCUCGGUGUCGUCGGUGAGUGUAACAUUCAAUACGCUCUCAACCCUGACUCGAGAGAGUACUGUAUCAUUGAGGUCAACGCUCGUCUCUCGCGUUCGUCCGCUCUUGCCUCUAAGGCCACUGGUUACCCUCUGGCUUUCGUUGCUGCCAAGCUUGGUCUUGGUAUCCCACUGAACGAGAUCAAGAACACUGUCACCAAGGUCACCUGUGCCUGCUUCGAGCCUUCUCUUGAUUACGUCGUUGUCAAGAUCCCUCGUUGGGAUCUGAAGAAGUUCACUCGCGUCUCCACUCUCCUCGGCUCUGCUAUGAAGAGUGUCGGUGAAGUCAUGAGUAUCGGUAGAACAUUCGAAGAAGCUAUUCAGAAGGCUAUUCGUGCCGUCGAUGUUAGCAACCUCGGCUUCCAGGAGACCAGCGCCCUCAUGUCCAUCGACCAAGAGCUUCAGACUCCUUCUGACCAGAGAAUGUUCGCCAUUGCCAACGCUAUGCACUCUGGUUACACUGUCGACAAGAUCUGGGAGUUGACAAAGAUCGACAAGUGGUUCUUGAGCAAGCUCAAGGGCCUCAGCGAGUUCGGCAAGCUUAUGAGCACCAAGCAGGUUGGCGAAGUUCCCUCGUCGCUCUUCAGACAGGCCAAGGAGCUCGGAUUCUCGGACAAGCAACUUAGUAUCUUCUGGUCCACCAACGAGCAAACCGUCCGCAAGCACAGACUCGAAUACGACAUUAUGCCUGUUGUAAAGCAGAUCGACACAGUCGCAGGCGAGUUCCCUUGCCACACGAAUUAUCUCUACACGACAUACAAUGGUACCGAGAGUGAUGUCGAAUUUAAUGACAAUGGUGUCAUGGUUCUCGGAUCCGGUGUCUACCGUAUCGGUUCAUCCGUAUCCACUGAUUACGACGAAGCCGACCGUUUGUACUUCGAGAACAUCACUCUCGAAACCGUCCUCGAUAUCUACCAGCUCGAGAACUCUAGUGGUGUCAUCCUCUCCAUGGGUGGUCAGACUCCCAACAACAUUUCUCUGCCUUUGCACAGACUCAACGUCAAGAUUCUUGGUACCUCUCCCGAGAUGAUUGACUCCGCCGAGAACAGAUACAAGUUUUCGCGUAUGCUCGACAGAAUUGGUGUCGAUCAGCCUCAGUGGAAGGAGUUGACUAGCAUUGAGGAGGCCAGAAAGUUCUGUGAUGCUGUCACCUACCCCGUGCUUGUUCGCCCCUCAUACGUUCUUUCAGGAGCUGCUAUGAACACCGUUUACUCGGAGCACGACCUUGCCAACUACCUUAACCAGGCCGCUGAGGUUUCCAAGGAUCACCCCGUUGUCAUCACCAAGUACAUCGAGGGUGCCAAGGAGAUUGAGAUGGACGCUGUUGCCCGUAACGGUACCAUGAUUGGUCACUUCAUCUCCGAGCACGUCGAGAACGCUGGUGUCCACUCCGGUGACGCCACUCUCAUCCAGCCCCCUCAGGACUUGGAUGCCGAGACCGUCAGACGUAUUGAGGAGGCCACCAAGAAGAUUGGUGAGGCACUCAACAUCACUGGUCCUUACAACAUCCAGUUCAUCGCCAAGGAUAACGAUAUCAAGGUCAUUGAGUGCAACGUCAGAGCCUCAAGAUCCUUCCCCUUCGUUUCCAAGGUCACUGGUGUUGAUUUGAUCGAGUUGGCCACCAAGGCCAUGACUGGUCUCCCCCUUCAGGAGUACCCCCCUGUCACCAUGCCCGCCGACUAUAUUGGUGUCAAGGUUCCUCAAUUUUCCUUCUCGCGUCUCUCCGGUGCCGAUCCCGUCACCGGUGUUGAGAUGGCCUCUACUGGUGAGGUCGCUUGUUUCGGUCGCACCAAGUACGAGGCUUAUAUGAAGGCUCUCGUUGCAACUGGCUUCCGUCUGCCCAAGAAGAACAUCCUCCUGUCCAUUGGUGCCUACAAGGACAAGCAGGAGUUGUUGCCUUCCAUCGAGAAGCUCCACAAGCUCGGCUACAGCCUCUACGCUACCGCUGGUACCGCUGACUUCCUUGAGGAGCACGGCGUUCCUUGCAAGUUCUUGGAAGCUCUCCAGGACGACGAGCAGAGAACCGAGUACUCUCUGACCCACGCUCUUGCCAACAACUUGAUCGACUUGUACAUUAACUUGCCUUCAAGCAACCGCUUCCGUCGUCCUGCCAACUACAUGUCCAAGGGUUACCGCACCCGCAGAAUGGCCGUCGACUACCAGACCCCUCUGGUCACCAACGUCAAGAACGCCAAGAUUCUGAUUGAGGCCAUUGCUCGUAAUUACGCAAUGGAAAUCAGCAGCGUCGACUACCAGACCUUCGCUGACCACCCUUCGACCUCUCUUGAGGAACCUGUUGCUAAGAAGACUCCUACCCUCCAAGAGCUUCUUCACAACUCUCCUCUCAAGGGCAGAGAUAUCACCUCCGUCAACCAGUUCACAAGAAAAGAGCUUCAUCUUCUUAUGACUGUCGCUUCGGAGAUGCGUCUUGGUGUCGAGCGUGACGGUGUCCUGGACAUCCUGAAGAACAAGCUCCUGUGCUUGAUGUUCUACGAGCCUUCCACCCGCACUUCAUCAUCCUUCGAUGCUGCUAUGAAGCGUCUUGGUGGCCAGUGCAUCAUGAUCAACGAAUCCCACUCGAGCACUAAGAAGGGCGAGACCCUGUCGGACACCAUCCGGACUCUUGACCAGUACGGUGAUGCUAUCGUUCUCCGCCACCCCAGCGACGACAGCGCCGAAAUUGCCGCCGACGCCGCCGACCACCCUAUCAUCAACGCUGGAAACGGUUCGCGCGAGCACCCUACCCAGGCUUUCCUCGACCUCUUCACCAUUCGUGAGGAGCUCGGUACCGCCAACGGUCUCACCAUCACCUUCGUCGGUGACCUCAAGUACGGCCGCACCGUCCACUCCCUUUGCGAGCUCCUCAAGCAUUACAACUGCACCAUCAACCUCGUCGCCCCCAAGCAGAUCGAACUCCCCGAGAAGGUCCGCAGCGCCCUUCAAGGCCGCGGCCAGCUUGGUGUCGAGUCUCACGAGUUGACCACCGAGAUCGUCGCUCAAUCCGACGUCAUCUACUGCACCCGUGUGCAGAAGGAGCGUUUCGAGGACCUGUCCGUUUACGAGCAGGUCAAGGACGGUCUCGUGGUCAGCGCCGCCACUCUCAAGCAUGCCAAGAAGAACAUGAUCGUCAUGCACCCUCUUCCUCGAAACUUGGAGCUCAGCCCUGAGGUCGACAACGACCCCAGAGCUGCUUACUUCAGACAGAUGAAGUACGGCAUGUUCGUCCGCAUGGCUCUUUUGGCCCUCGUCAUGGCCUCGUAA